Molecule: messenger RNA, 1554 nt
Organism: Coccomyxa subellipsoidea C-169
Lineage: Eukaryota; Viridiplantae; Chlorophyta; Trebouxiophyceae; Coccomyxaceae
Product: LUC7-domain-containing protein
Exons: 6
Coding region: 413-1414 (333 amino acids)
Biological process (GO): mRNA splice site recognition
Cellular component (GO): U1 snRNP; U2-type prespliceosome
Molecular function (GO): mRNA binding
Source: RefSeq, a predicted model, not a curated record
AAAGGCAGUACUACAUAGUACACCUUUUUCUGCAUGCCGUAGCCCCUUUGCCGUUUCUGGGGCCGAAGAAAUUCCAACUGGAAAUGUACUACCUUCAGUUGCCAGGACAACUGGCCAGGGAUCGUAAGCAGAUCUGAAAGAUAUAAAUAAAUCAUUUGAAAACAAAUCACCACACCAGGUUUCUGGCCUUUGUGUGAGGUCAGGACCUAUCGAGCGUCACAGGAUCAUAAUCUUCCUGUUUUGCUGGAAGUGUCAGCUGUAAGACCCUCACGCUGGGAUCUUCAUGGUGCGUUUGUUCUAGGUUUGCUCUAUAUACACAGAGCUGUAAGUAGUUUGAUACAUACUCGUACGCGGAUCCAAAGCAGACACCAAGACAUCCUUCAAAGUCUGGGUUGAGCAAGCGAGCUGCAAGAUGGUGGACGCGAUGCGGUCCAUGCUCGAUGAGCUUAUGGGAAAAGAAAGGGACGUUCCACUGGAGAAGCGUUCCGGCCGUGGCGUGCGCUACUACGACCCAGAAGUGUGCAAGUAUGCGCUUGCAGGGCUCUGUCCCUAUGGACUCUUCAAAAACACCAAGAGCGACCUUGGUGUGUGCAAGUAUGAGCUGCACGAUGACGAUUUGAAGUUUGAGGAGCUCAAAGCAGAGUACGACGCGCUCUCAGAGAAGGAGAAGGACAGGACGGGAUACCAGAAGGAGCUGCACGUGCUGCUGACGCAGCUGGUGCGCGACAUGGACCGCAAGAUCGAGCGGCAGCGCGACCGUGCGCUGAAGGAGUCCGAGCCCAAGCCCGUCUCGGCCUCGGAGCAGGUUGAGCUCGACGCCAUCAAGGCAAAGGAGAAGGAGGCGCUUGACAAGAGCGAGGCGCUGGCGGAGGAGGGUGACGUGGACGGCAGCAUCCUGUUUGCCAACACGGCGGAGGGCUUCAAGACGCAAUGGGAUGCGCUGCACGCCAGCUUCACGCAGCCCGAGCGCACCAUGAGCGUCUGCGACGUCUGCGGCGUCUUCAUCAACUCCACCGACAACGAGCAGCGCCGCAAGGACCAUUUAGAAGGCAAGCAGUUUCGCGGGUGGCUAGCCAUCAGAGAGAAGCUGGCGGAGGUGCAGGCGGCAGCGGCCGAGAAGGGCCGGCCCAAGGAACCGGACGUCCGGGAGCACAGGUCGGACCGCGAGCGAGAUAGGGACAGGGACAGAGACAGGGGCCGCUCCAGCCGCAGCGAUCGUGACAGGGAACGUGACAGAGACAGGGACAGAGAUCACUCACGGCGGGACAGGGAGCGGCGGCGCAGCAGGUCGCCGGUGCGGAGGCAUGCGGAGGUGGCGCCACCUGGGGACCUGUAUCAUGGCGGCAGCGGAUCGCGGCACGAGCCUCGUGAACGCGACAGGGAAUAUGGGCAGCCCUCAAGGCACCGCCGCUGACAUGGGCGCCAGCACCGAGCAUGUUUGAUCUGGGUGUCGUGUCUUGUGGUGUGCUCUCUGACGGCGCUUCCUCUAUCUGAUUGUGACCCCUUCUAUGAUCUCAACUGCAAAGCAUUGCUUGGGAUUGUGUGCCCCAUGGC